Messenger RNA from Neurospora hispaniola, 2017 nucleotides. RefSeq lists its product as uncharacterized. Lineage: Eukaryota; Fungi; Ascomycota; Sordariomycetes; Sordariales; Sordariaceae. The record is from RefSeq and is a predicted model, not a curated record. The transcript has a single exon. The coding region runs from base 210 to 1589 and encodes 459 amino acids.
GUCCGCCAAGCAUCACCAUCCGGCAUAUUCUUUGACAUACCUACUCAGUCAGGAACCCGUGACAACCUCAGUUCCGUUCCUCAUUUUCAUAUGGCGGACCUUGACGGCAACCUGCUCGACAAACUUGAACAACAUUAAAAAAGCACAUCCUAUCCUAAAGGGAGCAGUACCCAGACCAACCAACACCUUCACGACUUCAACAACCAAAAAUGGGCUCGACAACACCCACCACCUCCCUCCCCUCAGCCUCCUCACCCUCUCUCACUCUCACCCUCGCCCACGAAGACGAGCGUCCCAAAACAUGGUCUCUCACCCACCCCAUGUGGGGACCCGCUCUCUCUCACUCCGAGUACCUCGCGCGUGAACACUUCAUGACGACGCUCCCGCUCGCCAAAGACGGUGGUCUGACGCACUGGAUCCUGACCGACAGCAACUCCCCUCAGGCAGAAAGCAGCAACCAACGACCCAUCCUCUCCUCCUGCGAAACCCUCCGCAAACACGCCGUCGCCGCUCGCUACGACCCUUCUUCCGACCGCGUCAUUCUCACCGAAGGCAUCUCGCACGGCAUCGGCUCCGUGUUCACCGACCCUCAGUACCGCGGCAAGGGAUACGCCAACAGGAUGAUGCAGGAAUUAGGCAAGCGGUUACGCACUUGGCAAGUCACGGAUAAGAAAGACCGGCCUGAGUCUCCUCCCCUUGCCCAAGACGGAAAAACCCUAGGGAAAGAAGAAGAGGCAACAACAACCCUCUUCUCAGUCCUCUACUCCGACAUAGGCAAAUCCUUCUAUGCCAAAAACGGAUGGAAGGCCUUUCCCUCAGCGCACGUAUCUUUCAAACCCAUCAAAUCCUCUUCCUCAUCCUCAUCCUCCUCCUCCAAGCCAUCCCCCUUCUCCCCCGCUACUCCUCCCUUCCCACCCAACCUCUCCCCCAUAAGCUACCACACCCUCCCUCCCCUCUGCACCCUCGACACCACCCACCUCCUCACCCAAACCCUCCCCCGACUUGCCCGCUCCAACCCCUCCAAAACCCACGUCGCCUUGCUUCCCGACCUUGACUGCCUCCUCUGGCAUUUACUCCGCGAAGAUUUCAUGACGCAACACAUUUUCCAGCGCACCCCUUCCGUGCGGGGGGCUAUUUAUAGCUGCCCUAACAGGAAUGGGCAAAGAGUCUGGGCCGUCUGGACCCGCUCUUAUUACCGGGGUUUGGAGAGUGAGAGUAUCGAGGGGAAUCACAUGCAUAUUCUCCGUUUCGUCAUGGAAGGGGUAGAGGAUCUGGGGAACGAGGAGUCUCUCAAGAAAGUGACAGAGGACCCAGAAACAGAAAAAUAUCUGGUGGAAGCAUUCCGGGCGAUUUUGGCUGUGGCGCAACGAGAGGCGGCGGAGUGGAGGGUGCAGGAUGUGCAGAUGUGGAAUCCGAGUCCGUUGGUGAGUCGGUUGGUUGAGAAAGCCGGGAUUGAGGGCGGGUACGAGAUGGUGGAGAGGGAUAUGGAUAGCAUUCCCAGCUUGAUGUGGUAUGGGGCUGAGGGCAUGGAGGGUGGUCGGACCGAGGAUGUCGAGUGGGUUGCUAAUGAAAAGUAUGGGUGGUGCUGAAGUUAUAAGCGGGCGUUGUUUUUUCUUCUUUUUUUAUUUCCCUUGGUUUUCCUACCUUGGAUAUUGUCACUUCCUUUUGCAUAUACACAGACACCGGUACAACAGUACUGGAACUGGGGGUCAUGUCAACAAUACAACGAGUAUUAUUGACUAGGUAUAGGCUACCGUAUACCAACCACUAUAAAUCUGAUAACGAAAGCACAGCUGGAUAUCAUCAACAAAAACAUAAUAUCAGUCAUUCCGCGUACCAAACUCCAGACACAACCAGCCAGGCCCAAAACCCCUUCCUCCCACAUCCGCCGCUAGCAAAAGCUACGAACCCCCCAUCUACAACAUCACAGCUUUUUCAUCAGCUUAAGGGGCCGGCACCUUGUUCGCGUCCCACCAGGGAAAGAACCUCUCUCCCUCGGACAACGUCUUGAUCGUGC